AUGAUACCAGCAGAUGAAUCAAAUAACCAAGAAAAGAAUGUCAAGAAAAAAGAGAACACACAAGACAGGAGCCGGAAUGUAUCCUCUCUUCCCAGCGACUCGAUGAACCAAGAAGCGAAUGACAAAGAAAAAGAAAAUCUGAGCGAUGGAAGUUGGAACAUACCCCCUCCUCCCAAAUACUCGAAACUAAGGCCGAGGGUCUCUUCCAGCUCUACACCUUUGUUGCCUCGCCGACGCUCAAAAGCCAGACUGAGAUCAACUCCGUCCAACACAAAAAAAUAUAAUUUCGAAUCGACUAGGCGGCUGUUUUGGGGCGAUGAUCAAUCUUCAUCGGUAGAUUUGAAUAGUAGCUUUCCUGGAAACGACUCAUCUUUUGAUAAGGAUCAUCGCCCCACAGGAUGGACUGGCUUCUUCUUCGGAUUCAUGUAUGAGGAGCCAUUUGAUGAUUCCAUUGACUAUGGCAACGACGAAGAGGAAUCGUCUGGGCAUUCAACAUGGAAUCCACUGAAUUUUGCUCUAUUCAUAUCCUAUACUCUCACAUCAGCUGCGGCGGUAACCCCGGUUUUGCUAGUCCCAACUAUUGGUCAAGAAUUCCUUUCAAGCAGCGAGGAGGCUUCAUUAUUCACUUCCCGAGCUGCAAGUUUUGCUGUCCUGGGAACGGCGUGUGGAAAGUUCUUGAAUGGUCCUGUCGGUGAUGUACUUGGGGCGAGAAGAACAAGCGUACUUUACUCCUUUCUUCUCUGCUUUUCGCUAACUGCCCUUGCAGCUUGCCAAGAUGCAACGUCUGCAGCUUGGUGCUGCUUUUUCGUCGAAUUUUUCCAAAGCGUGCAAUGGCCGUGCAUUAUUGUGAUGCUGGCAACACACUAUGGUACUAACCAUAACACAUACGAGGCUGGAAUUUACGUCACUUCAAUUGCAUCACGUAUUGGACCUCUAUUUGCUAUCCCUAUGCUGUCCUUCUUUUUGAGGCAAGCGAGCUGGAGGUUGGUUGCAGUGAUUGGAGGCUGGACUGCAUUGAUUGGAUCAUCAGUUGCGUAUCUCUUCUUGACAGACUCUCCGCAUCAGAUUAACGAACCACAGAAUGCUCUGCAACCCAGUCUACUGGCCCAGCUACAAAAAUCGAAUUUUUAUACGCGGCCGCGUCAGUUUGUUGGUGUGAUGGCGGUGGUCUUGUAUUCUGUGAUUCGAACAAACCUGAUCCCAUCAUUAAAGCGAGUAUUGAAUAGUGGAACCUUUUGGAUUGUUGCCUUGGCUCAUACAGGUUCAUCAAUGGUUAGAACGUCCGAUCGAAUUCUUGGAUCUUACUUUCUCGAAACCUCAAUGGGUCAUUUGACUGAGGAAACCUCUGGAGGCUUGGUUGUAUAUUCCAUUCUAGGCACGGUAUUUGGUCUUGUUAUUGCUGGAAACAUGUUUGCAGUCCGAAAAGAACGCCAGAGGAAAUGGCUGGUGUCUCGCUUAUACAUGACCACAAUUGGCGCUUGCUACUUUCUUGCACUGUUGGCUGUUCCAAGAUUGCGCCGGGCUAUUGAUGCCCCUGAUUUGAUCUUGUUCUUUCAGGUAGUAGCUUCCUUUGUCAUGAGCUUUGGUAUCUCGGUAAUGUACUACCACAUUCCAGGUAUUGUGGGAUCGGCAUUUGGAAACAACAAGGGUUUGUUUGCGGCAUACACAGAUGGAGUAGCCUAUGGCAUCGCCUCUGUCUUGUGGAAGUUUGUCGCAGCAGCUGUUGCAAAUGGAAAUGACGAUGGGGGAGGCUGGGCAUAUGGCUGGGCUGCUGUAGCACUUUUGAUUGUUCUUUGUGCUAUUCUAAUGGUCGAAUUCUUGGAACAUUAUUUUGUACGUGCAUCUGGACGAAACUAUGGAACCUAUGAAACUAUACUACUAGCAUGA
Cylindrotheca closterium is the source of this 1887-nucleotide messenger RNA. NCBI's taxonomy places the organism in Eukaryota, Bacillariophyta, Bacillariophyceae, Bacillariales, Bacillariaceae. The record is from the annotation of a GenBank genome assembly.